UUGGAUUUGCAUUCUAUAAAUUAUUUUAUCAACAUGAAAUGGGCUCCACAAAAAAAGUAACCUGGAUGUUACAGAUGGCAGUAAUACAAAUAAGGCAAUAAUUUCUGUGGCUUAUUUGAUCGAAAGGAUUUGGUUUAUCCUGGCUGAAGUCAACUAUUUGUUGGUUUUCCUCUCUACCUGGGAGAUAUCACCUUUGCUGAUGUUGAUGUAAACGAUGUCGAGACCAAAGGGAUUACUAUGGUUGCCUUUGAUCUUCACUCCUGUCUGUGUUGUUGUAAACUCAAACUUGCUACUAUGGAUUACAGCCUUUGCUGUACGAUUUACAAUAAUAGAUGGCCAAGCACAGCAUCCAGUUGUACCUACGAACUAUGGCAAGAUACGUGGCACAAGAACAUCUUUAUCUAUUGAGAUUCUUGGACCUGUAGAGCAAUAUUUAGGGGUUCCCUAUGCUGCACCACCUACUGGAGAAAGGCGUUUCCAACCCCCUGAACCACCUUCAUCGUGGACUGGUAUCAAGAAUGCAACCCAGUUUGCUCCAGUAUGUCCACAAUUUCCAGAUGAAAGAUCAUUAUUAAAUGAUAUGCUCCCUGUAUGGUUUACUGCCAAUUUAGACACAGUUGUAACAUAUGUUCAGGAUCAAAGUGAAGAUUGCCUAUAUUUAAACAUCUAUGUGCCAACUGAAGAUGGAGCCAACACAAAGAAACAAGCUGAUGAUAUAGCCAAUAAUGAUCGUGGUGAAGAUGAAGGUCAUAGGAGAAGCAAAGAGGAUGGGAAACCAGUAAUGGUCUACAUACAUGGAGGUUCCUACAUGGAAGGCACUGGAAAUAUGAUUGAUGGAAGUAUUCUUGCAAGUCAUGGAAAUGUAAUUGUUGUUACUGUCAACUACAGGCUUGGUGUCCUAGGAUUUUUGAGUACAGGCGAUCAAGCAGCUAAAGGAAACUAUGGAUUACUUGACCAAAUACAAGCUUUGCGAUGGAUCGAAGAAAACAUAGGAGCUUUUGGUGGAGACCCAAAACGAGUUACUAUUUUUGGAUCUGGGGCUGGAGCAUCCUGUGUAAGCUUAUUAACCUUAUCCCACUAUUCUGAAGGUUUGUUCCAAAAAGCAAUCAUACAAAGUGGAACAGCCUUAUCCAGCUGGGCAGUGAACUACCAGCCUGCCAAGUAUACGAGGAUAUUGGCAGAUAAAGUGGGUUGUGACAUGCUGGAUACUAUUGACUUGGUUGAAUGUCUUCGGGAGAAGAACUACAAAGAACUCAUUCAGCAGUCCAUCACACCAGCCACAUACCACAUUGCCUUUGGACCAGUCAUUGAUGGUGAUGUCAUUCCAGAUGACCCACAGAUACUCAUGGAACAAGGGGAGUUCCUUAACUAUGAUAUUAUGCUUGGAGUUAAUCAAGGGGAAGGUUUGAAAUUUGUGGAUGGUAUAGUAGAUAAUGAAGAUGGUGUUUCACUUAGUGACUUUGAUUUUUCAGUCUCCAACUUUGUAGACAACCUGUAUGGUUACCCGGAGGGGAAAGAUACACUCCGAGAGACAAUUAAGUUUAUGUAUACUGACUGGGCUGAUAAAGAGAAUCCAGAAACAAGAAGGAAAACUUUGGUUGCACUUUUCACAGAUCACCAGUGGGUGGCACCUGCUGUUGCAACAGCUGAUUUACAUGCUCGAUAUGGUUCUCCAACCUAUUUCUAUGCAUUUUAUCACCAUUGCCAAAGUGAAAUGAAACCAAGCUGGGCUGAUUCUGCCCAUGGUGAUGAAGUUCCUUAUGUAUUCGGUAUUCCCAUGAUUGGACCCACUGAACUCUUCAACUGCAAUUUCUCAAAGAAUGAUGUCAUGCUCAGUGCAGUGGUUAUGACAUAUUGGACUAACUUUGCCAAAACUGGGGAUCCAAAUAAACCAGUUCCACAAGACACAAAGUUCAUACAUACAAAGCCAAAUAGAUUUGAAGAAGUUGCCUGGUCUAAAUAUGAUCCAAAAGACCAACUAUAUCUACAUAUUGGUCUGAAGCCAAGAGUAAGAGAUCACUACAGAGCAACAAAAGUGGCUUUCUGGUUAGAAUUAGUACCACAUCUACACAACCUCAAUGAAAUAUUUCAGUAUGUUUCUACAACAACCAAGGUACCACCACCGGAUAUGACUUCAUUUCCAUAUGUUACACGACGCUCUCCUGUAAAGUCAAGGGCUACUACAAAGCGUCCAGCAAUGACAACAGCAAAUAAUCCCAAAGUAACACAAAAGAAUGGUAUGAGUGAAACCACUAUCAUUGCAGAAGACAAAAGAGAUUACUCUACAGAACUUAGUGUCACAAUUGCUGUGGGAGCUUCCCUUUUGUUUCUUAAUAUUUUAGCCUUUGCUGCUUUGUAUUACAAAAAAGAUAAGAGACGCCAUGAAACACACAGACGGCCUAGUCCUCAGAGGAACACAACGAAUGAUAUAGCGCAUAUUCAAAAUGAAGAAAUAUUGUCCUUACAAAUGAAGCAAUUGGAGCAUGAUCAUGAAUGUGAAGCUCUUCAGGCACAUGACACUCUCCGACUGACCUGUCCACCUGACUACACCCUCACACUGAGGAGGUCCCCUGAUGAUAUCCCUCUUAUGACUCCAAAUACAAUAACAAUGAUUCCAAACACAUUAACAGGUAUGCAACCGCUGCAUACCUUUAAUACUUUCAGUGGAGGCCAAAAUAGUACUAAUUUACCCCAUGGGCAUUCUACCACCCGAGUAUAGCUUUGCGAUGUUUUCCAUCAUCUGGGAGAAAAUAAAAACAAACAGAGAACUUGAGAAGAGGUAGAGAAGGAGUUAUUUUCUUACUUGUUCCCGUCUAGAGGAAUUGUCUAAUAUUCAUACGAUCAGCCCAAUAUGUGAAUUGUGUAAAUUGCUGUUAUGAUAAUGCUUAUGAAUUUAUCCCUGCUAGACAAAAUUUUGAUAAACUUAAUAUUUUGAACAUUCUCCUAGAAGAAAAUGGAUGUUUUCUCUAUUAUACAUAAUGAGGAAAGCUGCUCUGGAAGACUUUACUGCUUUGUUUUUGUUUUCUAAGUUCUCUAUGUGCCAUACAGAACACGGAGCCCUCGGUCAAAUACAUUAGUAUCCUAAGCUUUUUUAAAGCUGUAAUUCACAAUGGAGAUUCUAUUCAAAACAGAGGACUGACUAUGCAGAAUUAAAUGUAUAGUUCUGGCAAUGAAGGUAUAUGCCAUCAUGAACUGUAUUUAAAGAAGAAAAAAGUUUGUAAAAAUGUAAAUAGCUGUGAGUUUAAAAAAAUAUCUUUUAUUGUUGUUUUAAGUUUAAGAAAAGAACUUUUAGAAAGAUUGUGCUUUUAGUUGUGACCUAUGUGUAUAUACAUUAGUCAAACUCCAUCUCUGUUGCCUCCA
Nanorana parkeri is the source of this 3360-nucleotide messenger RNA. RefSeq names its product neuroligin-4, X-linked. The transcript has 7 exons. Gene Ontology annotation, cellular component: postsynaptic specialization membrane; synapse; cell surface. Gene Ontology annotation, biological process: chemical synaptic transmission; postsynaptic membrane assembly; synaptic vesicle endocytosis. The coding region runs from base 215 to 2719 and encodes 834 amino acids. Gene Ontology annotation, molecular function: signaling receptor activity; neurexin family protein binding. NCBI's taxonomy places the organism in Eukaryota, Metazoa, Chordata, Amphibia, Anura, Dicroglossidae. The record is from RefSeq and is a predicted model, not a curated record.